Messenger RNA from Ostreococcus lucimarinus CCE9901, 1619 nucleotides. RefSeq lists its product with no specific name. Lineage: Eukaryota; Viridiplantae; Chlorophyta; Mamiellophyceae; Mamiellales; Bathycoccaceae. The record is from RefSeq and is a predicted model, not a curated record. The transcript has a single exon. Bases 73 to 1497 code for a protein of 474 amino acids.
AUCGCGCUCGCACGCGCGAAGACGGGGCGAACCGACGCCGAUACCGCGACGAAUACCUAAACUUUAAGCGACAUGGGGCCCUGCAUGAGCGUUCUCGAGGCCGCGGGCGUGAACCUCGCGGCGUUACCGCCCACGGGACCGUACGCGAUGUCGAGCGAAGAAUCGCUGUCGUUCUUGACGAACGCGGCGACGUUCGACAGCAACGGUGCCGGGAAACCGUUCGGUAAGCUCGUUCAACUGCGCGGCGGAUCGCACACGCUCGCCAAGGCGUUCGGACUCGCGCCGGGAGGGACGCACAAUUGCUUCAUGUACGUCGACAAGGCGGAGUGCAAAAUAUCUAAAGACGCCAAGCCCUUGAACGGGGCCACGAUCGACGUGAGCGACGGUGAGCUGCAACUGUGGUACUGCCAAGGCGCCGCGAUAUCGAUGCCGGUGGCGUGCGUGAAAGUCAACGGCGGCAGCGCGCGAGCGAUUUUACCCCGAUUGCACGCGGUGGAUUUGUACGUCGAAAUCGACGGCAAGGCGUACGCCGACGGGCACGUGUGCUACGGCAGCGACGCGAACUUGUCGCGCGACAAGGCGAUCGAUGCGGCGGUGAAGAACACGUUUGAAGGUGAACUUUGGAUGAAGGACUUCUUGAAGAAAGGCCCAUCCGAUGGUUCCAAGCCGUGGGCCACCAUCGUCAAGGAUGAGCGUUGGGGCGACGACGACGGGUACGUGUACUUGCCGCUCAUGGCUAACGAUGUUGACAACGCUUUGAUGGGCGACGAUAAGCUCACGUAUGUGCACAGCUUGAUGUCCAAAUGGGCCCAGCUGAUGGGCAAGAUCGGCGCCGGCGCGCACAGCUUCACCGUUCGCAUCCGUCCGCGCGGCGUUAUUUACAAGGACGAAGACGGCGCGCCCAUGUUCGACUCCAUCGGCGGUGGUAGCGACGAUAACGACGCUGUCUUGGGAAUGUGCGGGCAACAUCUCACCGAUCCCAACGCGCCGGGCAUGAGCGCGACCUGGACUAUGACACUCGACGCCGCGCAGGCGAGCGGCAAGGGACCCGUUCGCAAGGCUCAGGAAUUCACCAACUGGCCGGCGGGCGAAAUCGAAGAAUGCAUCGAGAUGGCGAUGGAUUUCGCCAAUAAGGGUGUGUGCGGUCGAAAGGCGGCUGAGAUGGCGCCCAAAUCGAAGUGCUGCCACAUCAUCUUGUCCGACGGCGAUCAAGGGUCGGGCAUCAAAACUGCGCGGUACGGCAACGGCGAGCGCGAAUAUGACUUUUUCUGCGCGUGGGCGUUGUUUAAGAACGCCAACGGCAAGCCGGAUUCUCUCGGCGCUCAGAUCAAGUUCGUCGUCAAGAAGAAGAAGAUUGUCAAUUUCCGACCUGUGGACGAGGACUGGCAUUCCGCCGGUUUCGAAACCGCGGCCGUCGGCGUCGAAAGCGUCACUGGUUUGACGAUCACCAACGCGGAAAUCGACGCCGCAAUCGCACGCGAUGCCCAGUACUACUGAAACUGCUGACGCGACUUCAAGACAUGUGCCCACCAUCGCUGGCACAACCCCUCGCAUAUCCAUACUAUAAUCCACGCUUGAGUCAUUUUGAUUAGCACUUGAUCGCUCGCGGCGCUAGCGCU